Linnemannia hyalina is the source of this 1683-nucleotide messenger RNA. Lineage: Eukaryota; Fungi; Mortierellomycota; Mortierellomycetes; Mortierellales; Mortierellaceae. The record is from the annotation of a GenBank genome assembly.
AUGGACCCACCACAGAACCAACCCCAUGGCGGUAGUAGCAGCAGCAGUGGACGUACCGGAGCCAACAACUCCAACUCCAACCCCACCACCUACACCAACAACGGAGGUGGUGAUGGUGUAAACAGGCGGCAACCAAAAGUCGAUGUCUACAUCCCGCGUCACCGUCGAGGACCCAGCGACGAUGCCUCCAACUCUCUCCUCCCUUCGGAAUCAACCGACUCUCGACAGAGCUCGACUGCCUCAUCACCUCGGAAUACUUUGACGACUACUCGCAGCAAUAGCAACUAUAGUCAAAACGAUGGGUUUGAGGACUCGUCUUCGUCUUCCAGGUCGGGCAACAAUUCGUCGAGUAGUGGUGAUGUCCAGCGGCGUGGUCGAGGAAAGUUUAUGGGACCUGGAGCAAGCGGCGGUAGCUCUAGUGGUUCAAAGACGAACGGCGGAAAUGGUGGCUCUAGGGGCAACGGCGGUCGGGACCGGGACUACAGAAGCAGCGGACUUAAUGGCAAUAACGGGCCAAGCAGGAACAACAACAGCAGCAACAAGACCAGUGGAUACGGCUCUGCAUCAACCUCCUCACCAUCACCACAACAGCCAUCCCCGACAGCAACAGCACAGGCACCACCAGCAGCGCGGCAUCCACCGCGAGGUCGUGAUUUCGAUGCAACCGUCCUCAGACGCUACAGCGAUGAUGAGAACAGACCCAAUUCGUCCUUUUCACGAUCAAGCAGUUACACAUCCAUUCGAUCUAGCAACAACAACAAUCAGUUAUCUUCUACGUCAACAUAUUCGAGAUCAACUGGACGCACGCAGGACUCUAAUGCCGCAGCACCAAAGAGACCUGACCGUUCGGAUGAAGGAUCCUGGAGGAGAGAAGUGCCCAAGUCAAUCGAAACCACUGCAACGACUGUAACUUCAGGAACAGCCGAAGGCAAGGAUGAGGAAUCGGACCUGGCUGCUCAAUUUGAGCGCGUCCGUCUGUCGACAUCAGCCUCGGCCUCGAGAUCUGGAUCACCCGACGGCACCGAAGGUACGGAUGAGCCUGAGGAAUGGGAAUUGGCCCUUGAGAAUUCGGAUGAUGAUGGUAUCCCUGCCGCACCUAAGGAUACCCGCAGACACCCAGCAGAGGCUUUGCUCGCCUCCCCAAGCUCUACUCCAUCCAAGAUUGGGAACUGGUCUGAAGCAGUAUCGAGUGACGACAUGUACAUUUUGGAGCUGUACGACUUUUCAGCGUCGAUUAAGACUGCACAUUUGACGGACAUGUUUGCUGCAUACGAGAACCGAUCGGGAGGCUUCAGGAUCAAAUGGGUCGAUGAAACCAAAGCCCUAGUCAUCUUUGAAUCUGCCGCCGUCGCGAAACAAGCACAUAUCGCCAAUUUGACGAACCAGAUUGCAAAGAUCAAGCCAUACAAUGGACCGGACAGGGACAGUAUUCGGAAUGCUGGAAACCCUUCAAGUGGCGCAUACAAUGGAGUUCGACCCGCCAAGACUGACUCUGUUGCGCGACGACUUGUCCAGGGUGCAUUGGGUUUGAGAGUCAGACGAACACCUGAGCAGAUCGCUGAAGAGAAGGCCCAGAUCCAGGCCGCCAAAGAUGCUCGUGAGGCACAGCGUCAGGAAGAACGACGACAGCGCGAGGAAGACGAGCGGCAACGUCAGGCGAUGGAUGACGUCUUCAACUCUUGA